CGCUCGGUUGUACACGGACGCAUCGCGCGGUGACGUAGCGGCGACGACGUACGGUAGAGAGGAACGUCGUCCCGUUGCAUAGCGCGCGCGCGCGCACAACAGUGAAGUUGCACGCAGAAGCCGUUCGAACGAGAGAGAGCGAGCGAGCUGACGUUGGCGUGGUGCGGCGAGAGGAGGAGGAAACGACGGCACAAAACGAGCGAGAAAGAAAGAUAUGAGGCCGUGUUGGCGGAAGAGAGACGCGGCAAGCACGGAGCCGCGGUGAGCGGAAGGAUAGGAGUCGGUCGGUACGAAGGCGACAGCGCUAUAACGGAAGUGAGAGAAGAAACGACGCGACCGACGAAGUACGGGGGAAGAAGAGCGCAACGCCUCGUGACCAAUCGGUGCGCGUCUCGCGUCAACGGUACGCGGACUGCGCGGCGCCCCAUUCGUCAACUCUGUAGCUCCUGCGCCGGUCGGCUCGCCCGGCAGAGGUUAGGUUUGACGCACGGCAGCGAACGGUCCUUCGUUCGUCUUUGCGUGUCCACGCGCGCGAGAGAGGGAGAGAGAUAAGUGCCGUUUCUCUCUCUAUCUUUCUCUUGCCGCACCGAGUAGUCGCGCGUGCAUCGACAUUGUGUGUUGCUCGCUACAAACGGAUGAAUGAUGUCAAGCAGCGUGUGCCACGCGCCUCUGCCAGCACGAAUGGAAGCGUUCACCACGAGGUUCUGUCUGCGUGCGGUCGACCAAUAUGAGCGGCUUCUGCAGACUCGCUUCAACAAGCCCUCGAGCAAGGAGCAAACCCGAUUGAGCAAUCAUGACUCGGCGGCGGGCGGCAAGGAGCACCGUCGCCAGAAGGAUGGGUCCACCAGCAGCAGCAGCAACAACGGUAGCAGCAGCAACACCUACAGUGCCUUCCGUCAAUGGCGACGGAGCACCUCGAUGGGCUCCCACAACAGCCGGUCCAACAGCACCGGCUCCAGGGCGUCCCACUCGCUCGCCAAGUUGCCGAACGACCCAGCCACCAUACGAAAGCUCGAGCAAUUCCCCUUGGUCUUGUCGGACACGACGAUGCCAGACGAGGACCUGUCGCUCAAGUUCCUCGCACUGAACGCCUUGGAUCUGACGGCGCCGGCCAGCGACGUCCUCCUGAAAAAUCGACUGAAGUCUUGGUUCCAGUUGUCCGGACACCCGGACGGCUUCGCUCCCGCCGGACCCGGCACGGUCUGGAAGAGGAGAACGGGCGGCGUUGAGAAUACAGAGCGCGUCGUUUACGAGACUCUAAGCAAGGACGAAGAGUUGCGCGAUUGUAUUCCGAGAUAUUACCGGGAGGUCGAAUACAAGGGCGACACGUUCAUUGAGCUGCAGGAUCUGCUGUUCGGCUUCAACGAUCCCCACGUGAUGGACAUCAAGAUGGGUACGCGGACUUUCCUCGAGUCCGAGGUGUCCAAGACCACCGCCAGGCCGGAUCUCUAUCAGAAGAUGAUAACCGUCGAUCCGGGCGCGCCUACCCAGCUGGAGCACGAGCAGCGCGCCGUAACCAAGUUACGCUACAUGCAGUUCCGCGAGCAGCAAAGUUCGACCUGCAGCCACGGUUUCCGCAUCGAGGCGAUGAAACUGCCGGGCGCGCCGCCGAUCACCGAUCUUAAGAAGGUCAAGUCGCACUCGGAGGUGCUCGAUACCAUCAGGCAGUUUCUCGGCAGGCGCGAGGACACGCGCGGCAAGAUCCUCGCGCGUCUCCGGAAUCUGCGGACCAAGAUCGAGGAGUCCAAGUAUUUCGAGACCCACGAGGUAAUUGGCAGUAGUAUAUUUAUGAUCUACGACAGCGAGAAGGUCGGCGUCUGGCUGAUAGAUUUUGCGAAGACACGAGAAGUGCCGGACGGACGGAAACUCACGCACAGGCGUCCUUGGGAGGAGGGCAACCACGAGGAGGGUUUUCUAUUCGGAUUGGACAAUUUAAUUUCGACGAUGGAAGAAGUCUGCCUCUACUUGUGAAAAGCUUCCGGACGAGGCGGAAUUUCAAUUUCCCCGUGCUAUAAUUAACAUGUUUACUCUACAUGUACAUUUUUAACGAGUGAAGAAAAGUAUUUGUGCUUCAUCAUUUCUGCCAAAUACAUAAGUGAUAUUCAACUUGAGGCGACACGACACUUCAACGAGAGAAGAGGAUCCUGUGCAAAAAGCACAUUGUCGUCGAUGGCAAAAUAGUGGCGUAUCGCGGUACUCGUUUCAACUCAUCUUGAAUAUCUCUUCUGAUCCUGUCGCAGAAGAUAUCGACAUUCUCAUCAUUCUUAUUUAUGUCAUCGAUAUGUAUCUAUUUACGUGUAUAUUGGUAUUUAACAUGGAAGACUGCUUUCUAUUGCAUUUUACGCGCAUUUUUAUAAGAGACACACAUCUCUAGACGGAGUUUGCGACACGCAUUACUAAACGUGUGAUGCAAAUGUGUAAUGUACAAAAUGUAGCAUUUAAGGUAACGAGUAAAUGAUCUAACGUGUGUAAGCUAAGUGGAAACUUAUUUAUGAGGAGUGCUUACAGUCGAAUAAUAACGUUCUUACAUUUUUUAAAGAGUA
Messenger RNA from Dinoponera quadriceps, 2543 nucleotides. RefSeq names its product inositol-trisphosphate 3-kinase A (gene IP3K1). Gene Ontology annotation, molecular function: inositol-1,4,5-trisphosphate 3-kinase activity; inositol tetrakisphosphate kinase activity. Gene Ontology annotation, cellular component: nucleus; cytoplasm. The coding region runs from base 640 to 1971 and encodes 443 amino acids. The record is from RefSeq and is a predicted model, not a curated record. Lineage: Eukaryota; Metazoa; Arthropoda; Insecta; Hymenoptera; Formicidae. Gene Ontology annotation, biological process: inositol phosphate biosynthetic process. The transcript is spliced from 5 exons.